AGAUUUCGAUGGAAAUGAUUGAAUGAAUGUUUGUCUUCAUGUUUGGGUGAUGGAUAAAUUCCAAGAGCAUACAAGCAACUCUUUCCUGGUCUGAGUAAUUUAAGCAUAAAGGCAUGUUUUUGUAGGAAACCGAAACUAGCAUAGCAAAGUACUCAUGGGUAAGAGAAAGGAAGAAAGCAUUUCAAAGCCUGGACCCAAUAAAAGGCAGAGACAAGAAUACACAGAUGAACAAAGUGAUGAGUCUAACGACGAAGAAAUUUCAUCACCUGACAGUAAUUUCUCUGUAGUGUCGACUGCAGGGGAAGUUGGGAUAAUUGAAAGUAUCCAGCUGAAGAACUUCAUGUGCCAUUCGAUGUUGGGGCCUUUUCAGUUUGGAUCAAAUCUCAAUUUUGUUGUGGGGAACAAUGGAAGUGGAAAAAGUUCUGUAUUAACUGCCCUUAUUGUUGGACUUGGUGGAAAAGCCACUGCAACUAACAGAGGUUCUUCAUUAAAAAUGUUUGUACGAGAUGGAGAGACUUCUGCAGAUAUUUCCAUAACAUUGCGAAACCAAGGCAGAGAUGCAUUUAAACCAGAAGUGUAUGGUGACUCUGUUAUUGUGAACCAGCACAUUAAUUUGGAUGGAAGCAGAAGUUACAAACUGAAAAGCAAAUCUGGGACCGUAGUUUCUUCAAAGAAAGAGGAACUUAUAGCAAUACUGGAUCACUUUAAUAUACAGGUAGAUAAUCCUGUGUCUGUUCUAACCCAAGAGAUGAGUAAGCACUUUUUACAGUCUAAAAAUGAAGGUGACAAGUACAAGUUUUUUAUGAAGGCAACUCAGCUGGAACAAAUGAAAGAAGAUUAUACAUCUAUUAUGAAAGCUAAAAAUAAUACAUGUGAUCAGAUAGAACAAGGAGAACAGCGUCUUCAAGAACUUAAGCAGCUUUAUUGUGAAAAAAAGGAUCGUUUCAAAAGCCUUGGGUUUGUGAAUGACAUGCGAAAUCAUCUUGAAGAUUUGAAACAUAAAAUGGCUUGGGCAGUGGUGGGUGAGAUGGAAAAAGAAAUACAGCCAAUCAAAGAAGUCAUCAGAGCUGAAGAAGGAAAUACAGAGAAGUUUGUUCAGAGACUAGAAGAAUGCCAGAUAAAAGUCAAUGAAACAGAAGAGAAGUACAAAGCAAUACAAGACAAGUUAAUAACAGUAAGUGAGGAAGCACAAGCUCUGCAUCCUCAGUGUGUGUCUUUGAAGGCUGAUGUGCAGGCAAAAAGAAAAGCAGUCAAUGAAGCUGAGGUACUUUAUAAUCGUUUCAAAACUGAGUUAAAACUUUUGGGAAAAGAUGAUGAACAGCUACGUAAAAGAAUUGAAGAACUGAAAAGCAGUGCUAAUCAGGUUUCAGAGCCUGAAAAAUUGGAAAGACAAAGGAAAAUCGCACACUUAAGGGAACAGUUAAAAGCAUUCCAUAAUGAAGAUGUAAUUAUCAGUCAAGAGGUGGAUCAGUUUCAACAGGCUAUAUCUAAGUGUAAGGAGGAACAUACUAGACUUGAGAGAGAAGCCUGUGACACGAGAGAAGCACUGGAUGUCAAGCAGAGGCAGCUGAGAGAGCUGAAGGACAGUAAAACAAAUACCUUGAAAAGAUUUGGAGCACAUACGCCAAUGCUUCUUGAAGCAGUUGAAACAGCCUAUAGGCAAGGGUGCUUUAGACACAAACCUAUCGGACCUUUAGGUGCUUUCAUUCAUCCAAAAGAUGCUGAACUGACCUUGGCUAUUGAAUCUUGUUUAAAGAGCCUAGUUCAGGCAUUUUGCUGUGAUAACCACAGUGAUGAAAGAGCUCUUCAGCAACUGAUGUCAAAAUAUUAUCCACAUGGAUUUAGACCUCAAAUAAUUGUAAAUAAAUUUCAGAGUAAAGUUUAUGACGUUAGGCACAGAGCAGUUAAUCAUCCAGAAUUCCCAUCGGUUCUCACAGCAUUGGAAAUAGAUCAUGCAGUGGUUGCCAAUUGUUUGAUCGAUGUGAGGGGCAUAGAAACAAUCCUGCUGAUUAAAAGUAGCCGUAAAGCUCGUGAAGUAAUGCAGUUCAAUCGGCCCCCAAAGAAUUGCAGAGAAGCUUUCACUGCUGAAGGUGACCAGGUAUUUGAAAGACGAUACUACUCUUCUGAUUACCUGAGACCCAAGUUCCUAGGCAAAGAUGUUGAAGCAGAAAUAAGUCACUUGGAGAAAGAAAUUGAAAACAAAAAGGCACAGAUAACAGCAUCUCAUCAACGUUUACGUUCCAUUGAAAAUGAGGUUAAGCAGAAUGAAAGUCAUCUUCGUGGUCAUCGACAACACCAAAAAGAACUACAGAUAAAAAUAAGAACAACAAAUGCAGAAAUAGCAGAUCUUGAAAAUAUGGAAGAACACCAGUCAGUGGGCAUCCGUACACUAGAAGAUGAAGCUGAAGAAAAUAAGAGUAAGAUGGAAUCUGUAAAAAAAGACAUGCAGCAACAAAGCAGAAAAAUGGAAGAACUGAAAAAUAUUGUUCAGGUAGCUGAAAAAAAAUUUGAAGAAAUGAGAGAAAAAAUUCAUCAAGUAGAAGAAAUUGCUGGUCCAAUUAAGGAUGAAUUAAACCAAGCUGACUCGGAGGUGGAAAACAGUAAGCGCCGUUUGCAGCACUAUGAAGAGAAGCAGAAAGAACACUUGGCUUGCAUAAAGAGGCACAAGGAUUUACUAGCUGCCAAAGAAAAAGAAUUAGAGGAAAAAAUUGCACAAGCAAAGCAAAUCUACCCCGAGCGCAUAGAGGUCAGCAGGACUGUGAAGAGUCUUGAUGCGGAAAUGAAUCGCUUGAGAGAGAGGAUAAAUUCAGAAAACGAUCGCCAUGGAAACAGAGAAGAAAUAAUACAGCAAUUUCAUGAUGCAAAGGAAAGAUACAAGGCUGCAAACAGUAAAGUAAAGAAUUUAAAGAAUUUUAUUAGGCUGCUGGAAGAAAUAAUGACCCAGAGAUUCAAAAUAUAUCGGCAAUUCUUAAGGCUUCUUUCUUUACGAUGCAAACUCUACUUUGACAAUUUGUUACGGAUUCGGGCUUGCUCUGGAAAAAUCAUUUUUGAUCACAAGAAUGAGACACUGUCAAUAACAGUUCAGCCUCGAGAGGAAGACAGAGCUGCCCUUAAUGAUGUGAGAUCCUUAUCAGGAGGUGAACGUUCCUUCUCAACAGUUUGUUUCAUUCUCUCUCUCUGGUCCAUCACCGAAUCUCCUUUCAGAUGCUUGGAUGAAUUUGAUGUCUACAUGGACAUGGUUAACAGAAGAAUUGCAAUGGACAUGAUUCUCAAGGUGGCUGACUCUCAGCGGCAUCGACAGUUCAUUCUGCUCACCCCACAACACAUGAGUUCUCUGCCUACGAGUUCCCGUAUUCGAAUCCUCCGAAUGCAAGACCCUGAAAGAGGCCAAAGGACAUUGAAUUUCCAAAACAGGAAAGACAAAGAGGACGAUCAAUAAUUAUCUGUGUGUAUAAUUAUGGCCUAAUGUUGAAGAUAAGUGUGUAAGGAUGCGUGUAAAGUUAUUACUUCCUGCUGUAAUAAGAGGAUCUUUUGUUAGAUACUUUAAUGAAAAGAAGAGGUUCCUGUAUUUUUAAUUUUUUUUAUUUUUAAGAAUUACUCUGUGUGUACAGACCAAGAAUAAGCACAGUGUUGAUGAUGAGAAGUGUCAGUUGACACGCAGGAGUGUUCAGUUGAUAUUUUUAACUACCAAUUAAUAGAAUUUUUUAUCAGUUGUUCUGUUUUUUCUUCUGGAAAAGAUGAAGUAUAUUUUGAAUAACUAUGGAAUACUAUUUUAAUAAACAGUGAGAACUAGUACCUGUGGCAAUGUUUCAGUGUCUCUACACACUUAAAAUUAGCAUUCAGUUAAAAAUGUUGUUUUCUUCCUAGCUCUGCUUGAUUUCUUAAACGUGUGCUAAUUAGCAUGAAGUAAAAUAAGAAUUUUGGGAAAUAAUACAGUGACAUUUCUACAGCAUUGCAGGCCUGCGUUUCGUUGGGUGUCCCCCACUUCUUGUCCCCUCCAGCCCUCUUCCGGGACUAGACUAGAGCAGUUAAAAUGAAUUUGCUUUACUUAAAUAAUACAAGCCUUUAUUGGGGAUAAGAGGGAGAAAGAACCAGAUUUUUCAAACUGCCCCAAAUUAACUUUUUUUUUUUUUCUUUUGUUCUCCUUUCUCCAGGAACUCCAACUUGAAAUUGUUGGGAGCUCUUCAAAAACAGGCACUUUACUUAGAGUUCAACCAUUAGACACUUUUUCUUUUUUUUUUGUUUUCUUUUUUUUGACUCUAUGGGGAUACAAAAGCCAUUGAGACUAUUCAGAGGACAGCUCUGCAGUGUCUACAGUUAUUUACCAAAUAGCAAUUCCUCAAUAAAACCUCAUUGCAGUGUAAGUUUUACCUCAAGUUUGCAGCUGGUUUUGGUUUUAGCCAUUGCACAGUAUUUUGUGUUCUUUAAUGUUGUUCAGUCUUUACACAAGCAUCUGUUUAACUCGUAGAUGUGUCCAUAGUAUGGAAGUCAGGGAUGAGUUGAAGGAAGUACACGGAGAAAGCAAAUGGCAGUUCUAGUGCAUUCAAACUGUAGGGAUUAAGUCUCGUGAUCUUUUGAAGGCUCCACGUGUUUAACUGUGAAAGCCCAGGGUCUGGGCCAACGGCCUCAGAGCGGCUUUGAGGGGGUCACUGACAAAACAGAGCCAGGCCCUUUGCUGAAGCGCGUGGUGGGAGAGACAGAGCAGCCAUGAACUGAGGUUUGGAGGUUCUGGCUGGAUAAACUGAGGGGAUGAUGCUUCGUAUCUUCAUCGUUCCUGAUGGAGAUAAGAGGCAUUUGAGCGUGUUGUCCUGAUGGGCUGGAGAAUCUCCAUCCUCGGAGACUUUCCAGGUCUGAACAGACUGCUGCACCUCCUUCAAGCAGGAUGAGAGGCCUCUGGAGGUCUCUACCAAACUAAGCAGUUCUGUAAUCCUGUGAUUUGAUGAGAUAGAUAUUAAAGAUACUUACAACUUGUUUAGGAUUAUGUGGAGAUACGGGAGGAGGGGUGGGAAGCCACACAAAGUGCAUACUUGGCAAAACUUGCCUGGAACCCAGUUUGUUUGUACUGGGAGGCCUCCAUCCUCUUACAGGAUGAUGAACCACAUUCAGUUUGACUCCUUUUUGUGAUGCAACUAGAAUGUUUCAGACCCUUUUACAAUAUGAAUUGGCAGAGUGGCAGAGCAUUGCUUCCUCCUCAUUUUCUUCAGCAUCCAAAAAGAUAAAGCAGGAGUGGAGGGGCAGGAGAAAGCAGAGCAUUUCUCUUCAUUAGUACUUCUAUAAUGAGCUGUGUGGAGAAAAUUGCUUCAGGAACAUUCUGGCAUCCUCCUGAGCUAACGCUGCAGCUUUCUCCCAAGUUUUCUGUAGACUUACUUGAAAUAGCGGAGCAGUUGCAACAAUUCUGGUCUUUGGUUCAAAUCAAUAUCUUGUAUUUAUUCUGAUCUACCCCUGUGUGUGAGGGAAGGUGUGUCUGACUGUGUGUUCUCAGCAGCUGUUUUCAUGGUAGAGGAUUAGUUCUGAAUAAACAGUUACCAAAGCACUUCCUCGGAUGCACCUAUUUUUGCAGCGAUCCUAUUAAGGUCUCAAAACUCCCUUAUUCUUGUUAGUUUAAGUACAGAGUUUACCAUUGCAGCUCCCCAGAGAGAGAACUGCCGUCCUGCUCUGACAUUUGGUCUUUGAGCUGUUGGCCAUUUUGGAUGGUGACGCGUUGCCUAAUGCUGCAUUAAAGAAAAUGGAGCUUGUCCACCUGCAACAAUGGAAGGUGCUGGCAAAUGUACGUUGAGAUACUGCUUCUCUAGUCAGUGUAUGUAAACCUGUUCCCUCAAACAUUCAGCAUCCUCUCUCUAUGACUAAUUUAAGCCUAAGUGGAAAAAAACGGGCAUCUCAUUCUCAGAAGGAGGUAACAUUUUUCAGAAUGCGGGUUUUAUUUUUAAGUUGCAGCCAAAGGUACAAAGUGUGCCACUUUCCUAUUUGCUAAGAACGUUACCUGUGUAGUCCAAGGAAAGUUCUGGUGUUAAAAAUAUAGUUGAAAUUUCUGCCUUUUGCUGUUUGCUUGGAAUAUUUAAGAAGAAACUUAAAUGCGAGAGGAUGGCUGUGGUUGUGUCAACAAUUGAUUCCGUGUUUUCCCCCUCCCCCAUGUGUAAAACUGUUUUUUGCGGGUUCUUUUCCUCCAUUUUAGGAUGAGAUUCAUUAAAAAUUUGAAAAUACAGAGAA
Messenger RNA from Calidris pugnax (ruff), 6207 nucleotides. RefSeq names its product structural maintenance of chromosomes 6 (gene SMC6). Gene Ontology annotation, molecular function: single-stranded DNA binding; damaged DNA binding; ATP hydrolysis activity. The record is from RefSeq and is a predicted model, not a curated record. The transcript has 27 exons. Bases 155 to 3439 code for a protein of 1094 amino acids. NCBI's taxonomy places the organism in Eukaryota, Metazoa, Chordata, Aves, Charadriiformes, Scolopacidae. Gene Ontology annotation, biological process: double-strand break repair via homologous recombination. Gene Ontology annotation, cellular component: Smc5-Smc6 complex; nucleus; site of double-strand break.